Aspergillus affinis is the source of this 3384-nucleotide messenger RNA. RefSeq names its product histone deacetylase hosB. Gene Ontology annotation, cellular component: nucleus. Gene Ontology annotation, molecular function: histone deacetylase activity. NCBI's taxonomy places the organism in Eukaryota, Fungi, Ascomycota, Eurotiomycetes, Eurotiales, Aspergillaceae. The record is from RefSeq and is a predicted model, not a curated record. Bases 1 to 3384 code for a protein of 1127 amino acids. The transcript has a single exon.
AUGUCUACCUCUUCUUCUCCACCACCACCUCCUCCAACCAUCGAUCCUACGCCUUGGUCUGACCACCUGAACUACUCUUCUACCGUCGUAACUCCUUUGCCAGCUUCCCCUCCCGCUAUACCCUCUUCGUCGCGACUAUCUCCGUCGAAUGCGCCCCCGCGUUCGGAGUUCUCCCAGGUGCAUUCAACCCCUCGACGCACCACCAGCUCCAACUCCUUGCGAGAUGAGUGUCGCCGGUCUUCUUCCAGUCUGAAAAAGCGCUCGUCUACUGCCUCGCUGCGAUCGAUACAUCACGGGAGUGGGGGGUCCCCGCGUCCUACUCUGUCGCGACAGUCUUCGUCGCCCACUUUCGCGACCUCCCCUACCGCCGCGAACACCCCAAACAUGUCGCUCAAAAAGCCGUCUUUACAUGCUCCGCAUGAAAAUACCCUUCCCACCGCUGCCUCCAUCGCCGCCGACCACUUCCACAAGGAACUGGAUCUACACCAGUCCGCGGAUCUACACUCCCAAACCGUCGUUGUCCUUCACAACGCUUGCUACGGCCACCGUUUCUCGCGUCCCCGGUCGUCGCGCACAGUUUUGAACACCAUCGUGGAGAGACCGGAACGGAUUCAAGCUGGGGCGUUAGGUGUUUCCGCUGCCUAUGUCCGCUUGGCGCAUAGGUAUACAGGUGGCCGCUUUGGUCCGCACCCGGAUCUCAACCCGAGCCAUCUGCCCGUGCCGCCAUUUCAGAUUCGAAGGACGGAGCGGACCAUGGCUCUCAGCUCUCCCGCUGUCACGCAUGUGCAUGGAGCGAAAUGGAUGGAAGACCUGAAGAGCAUGUGCGAUGCGGCGGAAUCCCGUCUGGCGCUGAACGGUAAUGAAUUGACUCGACCCCGCAGCGCGGGCAAGGAUGGCGCCGACGUGAAUGCCCCCGAUCUUCACACAGGAGAUCUGUACCUAUGUUCGGAGUCCUUGAAUGCGUUUGAGGGCGCUCUUGGGGGCGUCUGCGAAGGCGUAGAUGCCGUCCUUGGUCCUAGUUCAGCCACGCGCGCCUUUGUGUGUAUCCGACCCCCGGGACAUCACUGCCCGUCGGGUCACCCAUCCGGGUUCUGUUGGAUCAAUAAUGUUCACGUCGGCAUCUCCCACGCUGCCAUGACACAUGGCCUGACGCACGCCGCAAUCCUGGACUUUGAUCUGCAUCAUGGCGAUGGCUCGCAGGAGAUCGCGUGGGACCAGAACCAGAAAGCGAUAACCGCUCCCAGGAACGCAGUCAGCUACAAGAAAGCCAUGACGGGUUACUUUAGCCUUCACGACAUCAAUUCCUACCCCUGCGAGGACGGGGAGCUAGAGAAAAUACGCAACGCGAGCGUCUGCAUCGACAAAGCGCAUGGCCAGUCCAUUUGGAACGUUCACCUGGAGCCGUGGAAGACGGAGCGGGAAUUCUGGGAGCUCUAUGCUACCAAAUAUACGGUGUUGAUUGAGAAGGCCCGCGCAUUCUUACGUGCGCAUACGGAGCGCCUUCUUGACACGCCCCAGGGGCCUCGGCCCAAAGCGGCCAUCUUCAUUUCCGCCGGAUUUGACGCGAGCGAAUGGGAGAGCGCGGGCAUGCAGCGACACAAAGUCAGCGUCCCAACCGAUUUCUACGCCAGGUUCACCGCCGACGUUGUUCAAAUGGCGUCCGAGGAGGGCCUAGGAGUCGACGGGCGCGUCAUCAGCGUCCUGGAAGGCGGAUACAGCAAUCGGGCUUUGACAAGCGGCGUCCUGAGUCACCUUUCCGGGUUGAGCGAUUCGAGGAUGACUGCUGACAGCGCGGAUGAUCAGCGGAUGAAUCGGUUGGCCGCAGAGAUGUCGGAUCGUCUGGGAAUAUUCGAUGCCGAGUCAGAACCGAACCCAACCACCCCUUUACCACAGACUGUCUAUGACAACGACUGGUGGUCCCCCGCCAUGCUGGAGGAGCUGGAAGCCCUGGUUUAUCCUCCGUCAGCACCGGCCAAGUCGCGCGAGAAAGCAGCGCCAACCUACUUCGCACCCACGCAAUCAUUCACCGCGAAAGUGGUCGCCACGCCGCGCGAUCGCAGGUCCAACGGCUCGCAGAUAAGUGUGGACCACGAAGCGCCGCCAUUACCCCCGGUCGGCUGGGCCACCGCGACGCAUGAACUGUCGAAGAUUCUCAUCCCCAGCGAUCGACAGAUUGCCAGCUAUCGGCCCGAGGAGCUCAACGCCGAAGCAUCGCGCUUACGGCGGGAGCGACAGACGACCAUCGACGGCGCCGGCAGUGUCACGGCGUCAACCGCCCCCGAGGGAAACCGCAGGAAGCUCCGGGAGAGAAAACCCAAGACUUCACUGCCGAGCACUCCUAGGGCGCAGACCCCGAAACGACAAGCGCCGCGGGACAACCGCAGGACGACGAUCGACCCCGCCAGCGACCUUCCGGAUGCCAUCAAGGACGAGGCCUCACCCGGUAUGCGUCCGGUCCGCAGAAAGAGUGCCACUUCUGCUUCUACGUCCGCGUCGACGCGGCCAUUGCCAGGGGACCACGCCGUGAGAGAGCCUGCUCCAAGAACCUCGUCAAGCGGGUAUGGUCGCCCCGGAACUGCAGCGAGUAGUCGCAAAACGAGCAGCUCGCGACCUACCACCCCGAAACGCCCUGCCAGUCCUCGCAAGGCACCUCCAGUCCCUCAAGUUCCGUCCGGCUUUCUUUCAUCUGUGGGGUCCGGCGAGGGAGCGGCUGGGUUGCCGGCCGAGUCGACCGGGGCAAUUCCGCAGGAUGACAUGGACAGUCUUGCCGCUGGGGUGCGCAAGCUGAACAUCAAAUUAAAAGUGCCAUCUCCAGAAGAGUACGCCGCCAGGGAACAAAAGGCAGCUGAGGAACGCAAAAAGCGAUUGACCAAGCCGGCAAAGACCCUUAAACCGCCUAGAAUGGCUCCCGGCGUCAAAGAAUCGCGUCCAUCCACGAACAAACCCGCCUCUCGUUCUUCCUCGGCUCCCACUAGCUCUCGGGUCGGUCCCCGCGCUCUUGCGUCGCCAAACAAUGCUGGCAGAUCGGAAGAACCGGGGCAUUCAUUCGCCUCGUCAGCCGUGGUCCCGGGAUCGAACACUGCCUCCGGUGGGUUAGAGACAACCAAUGUUGCAAAUCAACAUGGCUGGGCCGAUCUCGAGGCAGUUUCCAACCCAAAGUCGUCCUCGCAGGUGCCCUCGACCGAGACGGCAGUGACCUCUCUCGCGACAUCGCCGGGGGCCAUGCCGCAGGUCGACGGGACCCAUUCAACUCUAUUCUCACCGCCGACCUCAGCCGGUGUAGACAAACACGGACUACCUGUCUUUACGUCCAGCAGUCCGAUUCCCUUUGCAUCAACUAGUCGUACUGCUCCACCCAACGCAAAUGAGACAUCAGAGCGUUAG